UAUGAUGUCCAAAGUAGACCUAUAUUGUGACAAAAAAAGUUAACCAUUGGUGAAAUAAAAAAAGCGAUAUUCGUUCUCUGAACACACCGGAAAUAAGACAAAAAAAAGUUAAACAUUGGUGAAAUAAAGCGAUAUUCGUUCUCUGAACACACCGGAAAUAAGACAAAAAACGAAAGUAGGAGAAGAGGAACUUAACAUCAACCUGAACGCGCGUUAAGUGAACAAAUCGAAGCAGACGUGAGCUGCUUGAGUGUUAAUCGCAUGGGGAUCAACCCACGUAACUUGGACAAUUAGCCAAAGCUCAGAUUCUAAGCCAGUUUUAUUCGUAGACCAACUGCUUGGAUAGAAAUAAUCUUUGGAUACAAAGGCGCAGUUGUCUUGUAAACAAUGGAUUCUCUCCCGUUGGAACAGUUCCCUCCCCUUGAAGGUUUAAUUCUGCCCAGAUGGUCUCCCUUUGCACAAGGACCGUAACCCUCAGCCACGGCAACUCUGCUGGAAUUCCUUAUACAGCGCUUCAAGACGGAAAGUGGAUUGCUUCCCCCCCCCCCUUUUUUUUUUUAGUGGGUGUGAACCACCCCUCCCCUCACGGACUUUUGAUUUUCUUCUAGCGCCUAGUGUUUUAACGAGCAAGGGAAAGGGGAAUUAUUUAGUGUCAAUGUUCUGAAACGCUUUGGAAUGAGAGUCUUUAUUUCAGUGUGAAGUGUUCAGGGACCGUGAAACUGGUAGGUUUUUAUUCCUCUAUGGAGUGCCUCUGAAAACAGCAUUACGAGUCAGUGUUGUGUUUUCUUUUUUCUUAAAACUAAUUAUGAUGUUGUGUCGAUUGUCUCUCGUGGAAUCAUUUUGAAUGUUAGUCAUAGGAGUCUACUUGGGGAUUAACUGCUGAGGAUUAUUACCAGUAGGACCCACCACGUAGGUCUGCCAUGACCUCGUUUAGUAGUGGGGCUUUCAGGGGAGUAGCUUCCAAAGAUGAACGGUUGUUUGAGGAAGAGCAGCUGCCGGACGGAUCGUUCGACAAGGCGGACGAUGAACUGGUGAUAGUGGAAGUGGAGGACAGAAAACACGAUGCGGUCAGCGAUGACGAGGCGGCGCCCCUUACGGUGCGCUUUACGGCGCCCCUUACACCCCACCUUACAGCGCCUACGUCUAAGAAGCACGGUCAAGGUAAACUCAAGUCUCCUCUUUCCAAGGGGAAUAGUCAUCAGAAUGAGAAAGAGUGGUUUCCACUUCUGAAAAGCUCAUCAAGAAUCGAAGACAAUUCCCAACUUGAGUUGAGCCCACAUUUUGAAAACGCCCACGUAAGAACACCUCGUUCAACGACGGUGACGUCAAACCUGUCACCACGUCGCGUGCAGCACAUUGACCCGGAUGACGCCCAUUUCUCUGGAAUCGAUCGGACCGCUUCCCAAAAUGGCCCCGGUAGCGCUCUGGACCCGAAUCGGUCAAGGGCAGAUAAUCAAAACAAGUGCGCAUCGGUCAGUGAGUUACCGGCCUUCCACAAAGAGACAGGAUCCGCUUUAUCUGUGCCGAGUAAAGAACCUAGCGCAUCGUCUAGACCAUUACACGCGCCUGGAAGACUGGAUUCCAACACUGUUAAACCCUGGCCUUCAACAGGUUCUGUUGACUUGACCGGACAUAGGAAUGUACCAGACUUAAUCAAAGAUAGACCAUUGGAAUCAUCUCAUGGUGGAACUGUAACUUCCUUCCCGGUUAUCGGACUUUUAGAUCCGGAAUCAAAAAACUGUAAUCAACAUGGCUGUCGCCCUCUAGGCUGUGCCACUGACCACCGGCGGCUAUCUCACAAUUACAUUCCUGUAUCAGGGGACGUUUCGGACAUUUCCUCGUCGUUUGAUAGAAAUGAGCUCAGACACGGUUCCUUAGCUGACCACUUGGACGUUAGAAGUCAGCAGCACCUUCUAGACAGUAGAAAAAGUCAAAAUAUAGUUGUGGAUAUAAAGGAUAACUUAGUAGACAAGAAUUGCCAGGAACCUAUUAUGGGGGACGGAGUGAUUCUCGAAUCGUACACAGCCCUGGACCCCCAGCGGAAAAAUGACCAUUCUAUAAAUGGCUAUUUGGACACCAACAAAAACGGACCAACUAAAGAUAUUAGCUUAGACGGCGAAAAAAAGAUCGAUCAUUCUAACGGGAAGGUUUUCUCGGAAGUCGAAGACAAAGAGGAAGCGGAUGACGGAGGCCCUUGUGGAUGGGGUCCAUUUCGGUUAGACUUUUGCCAGCGGUUUCGAAGCCCGGCUUGGUUUCUGGUUGUCUUGACACUAUGUGGAGCUUGUCAGGGGAUGGCUGUCAAUGGGUUUGUAAACACAGUAAUUUCGACAAUAGAGAAACGCUAUGAAAUAUCCAGCACUGAAUCUGGGCUGAUUGCCAGCUGUUACGAUAUUGUAUUUGUUCUACUAGUAAUUCCUGUUUCCUAUUUUGGCGGCCAUGGACACAAACCAAGAUAUUUAGGCAUCAGCAUUCUUAUUUUAGGAAUUGGCUCAUUUGUGUUUGCUUUGCCUCACUUUAUAUCUGGGAGUUACAUCGUGGACAAUGCAGAUGACACUGUAUGUAAACUUAUGUCGAACAACUCUCAUGGUUGUGCCAACAGUGCUGCAUCAAGUUUAUCUAACUACAAGUAUUUUUUCUUCUUGGGGCAAGGUCUUCACGGAGCUGGGGCAACUGCUUUGUAUACACUGGGUGUGACUUACAUCGAUGAGAAUGUUCCUCAGAGAGUGUCUUCAUUUUAUAAUGGUAUUUUUUAUACUGGGGCUAUUAUCGGACCAGCCAUUGGAUAUAUGGUUGGGGCUGAGUUUCUUAACAUCUACACAGAGGUGACAGUUGACCCAACUACGCUUGGCUUAGAUACUAGCAACCCUAAAUGGGUCGGAGCCUGGUGGAUAGGCUUUUUGAUCAGUGGUGUAUUCGGUGUGCUGCUGUCACUCCCUUUGCUGGCCUAUCCAUCAUCACUGCCAGGUUCCAAGAAGUAUGCACUAGAGAGAGGCAAAGAAGCACAGGCUAUGAAAAGUACAGAUGUCACCGGGAAAAGUUUGGGUUUAAAAGAUUGUCUGCUGUCCAUAAAACUUUUGCUCACAAACAUUCCAUUCAUGUUUAUCAAUUUGGCAGCUGCUGCAGACGGUGUGCUAGUGGCAGGCUUUUCCACUUUCAUGCCUAAGUUUAUAGAGUACCAGUUUGGGGUUUCUGCAGGAACAGCUGCUUUAUAUGUAGGUUUAGCCGUUGUUCCAGCUGGAGGUGGAGCCACUUUUGCUGGUGGUUUCAUUGUUCGACUAUUUAAUCUGAAAGUGAGGGGUAUCCUUCGCCUGUGCACUAUUAUGUCCUUUGUUCUGUUUGCUUUGGCUUUCUCCCUUCUAAUGGAGUGUGACACUGGACCAUUUGCUGGUGUGACACUUUCCUACGGACAAACAGAUGUCAGGCUGUCCACUAAGUUCAGUAAUGCUACAUUCAUGGGGAAAGCACUAAAUAACUCUUGCAAUCAAAGAUGUGGCUGUGCAGAAGAGGAUUAUUUCCCCAUGUGUGGGCGAGAUAAUGUCAUGUAUUUUUCACCUUGUUAUGCUGGAUGUACUAGCUCUAGGCAUGAUGGGAAAUCAAAGAUGUACUACAACUGUAGCUGUGUCAACUAUAAUGUGACAGAUGAGGACUGGGUGCGAGGGACUACCCAUAUGGGAGUGUUUGGUAAAUGUGAAUACAAGUGCCAGUGGCUUACAGUCUUCAUGGUCCUCUUCACAUUUAUGAUUGUCUUUGUCUUCAUUACCUCUAUGCCUUCUCUUACAGCCACACUGCGCUGUGUCCCUGACCAUCAAAGAUCUUUUGGAUUAGGAAUACAGUGGAUAGUAGCCAGGUGUCUAGGUUCCAUACCUGGUCCAAUACUGUUUGGCAAAAUGUUUGACCUGGCUUGUCUUGUGUGGCAGAAACGCUGUGAUGGAGAGGGGUCAUGUUUCUUUUAUGACAAUCACAACAUGAGCAUCAAUUUGAUGGUUCUGGCACUUGUCUUCUCCUUGAUUGCAGCUUUGACAUUUUUAAUUGCUCUGUGUUUCUAUAAGGUGAAGAGUGAUGAGGUUACAGUUGAAGUAAAUGGCAGCAGUAAGGAAGACAAAUCAAAAGAGGGCAUCAACUUACAAGAUUUAUCUUUACAUAAAGAUACUGGGGUAUCAUUAAAGGACAGUGACUUUAUUUAUCAAACCAAUCAAUCAAGACCUGAACAUGAUUCCAGAUAACAGUUCCUCAACUAUAUAUUGAAUUGAAUACUGAACCAAAAUUUGUUAUUUUAUAUACUUUUUGACCUAAACACUUCUGUAAAUAUUUUGUUUUUUUCUUUAUUUGAAUUUUUAACCAUUAUUGCACUUGAAGCUGAUAGUGUUUACAAUAAUUUUUUUUCUAAAAAAAAAUUUAAUGCUUAACACAGCUCAGAGUAAUUUAACUUGUUGAGUUUAGCAGUAACAUAAUUUUGACCAAUUUAAAACUAGGAUGGUGUUGAAAUUCCUAUGUUAUCACUAUGUUUAAAUACUUAACACAAACAAUAAUCAAGGCAGCAUAUUACUAUGAGAUUAUUUUUUUGUAAAUUUAUUUUGAAUACCCUUUCAAAAAAAAGGUCUGAACUGAAAGCUCAACUACAGUAACAAAAGUUGAUUUUAAGUUUCCUAAAAUGAUGCAUAACUGGGGGGGGGGGGGGGGGGGUCAAGGCUAUGCUCUAAUUUUCAUAUUUAUUUUGAUUUCCCUAAAACUAUGCAGAAUAAUAGCAGAGUAUAUAGGCAAGUGAACAAUACCCUUUCAAAUAGCAUUUUGUUCUAUUUUUAAUAUUAAUAGUUCUCAUUGUUGCUUUUAUUCUCUGAGACAUUCAGGAUCCAAUAUGGAUGACCAGAGUAUUCAGCUUUGUGACAAAAUGUACUAGGCACUUAGUAAACUUUGCUCAAAUAACUGCAGCCUUUUUUUUUCCACUAAAUUAUUCAUGUGAUUGCAAAGAUACAGUCUUUAGUUUAUUGUUUUUGUAAUGUUGUUUCAUUUGACGCCAUGGCAAAGAUACACAUGUAGCUCAUUGUUUCAAUUUGAGUUGUUUUUUAAGACUUAUAUUUUGCUUUAAUGUCUUCAUAGUUAACAAGGUCACUAAAAACUGGCUUGACCAUCCACAUUGCCAUCAUUAAUCUGGAUUAAAUUAAAUUUGGGGUUUUCAUGGAGGUGUGGGCUUUUAUGAAAAAUGAAAAAAAAAAAUUUACUUUUAUGAUUUAAACUUGUUGAAUUUUUUUUUAAGGGAACAUUGCAAUAACUCUUAUUAGUUAGUAAAAUGGAUAGAAUGAUGAUUCCUAGGUUCCAAUCAUUUCUACUCAUUUAUUUAUUAUAAAUGUAUUUUAUAAAAAUACUUGCUGGCUGCUUCUUAAAAAUUCACAUUAAUUUUUGUUAGUAAUCAUAAUGGGUUUUUUUUUAUGUAUAGAAACUUCAAUAUAUUAUAUACAUUGUUCAGUCAGUUUUGUAAAAUUUAAAAUGUUUUACAUGUUUCAAAUGUUCCUUCAGAGUUAAAGAUAAUCUACUUCUUAGUCUAAACCUCACUCGAAAUGAUGACAACCAGGCAGACAAUGACUUAUAAAAGGUUUGGUCAAUACUCAAGUUUAAAAUGUUAAGGAAGCAGCGUUUAGAGCACAAAACAAAGCUAUACAUCUAAAUAAAGAAAAUUUGUUUGUUUAUUUAAGUGCUUAAAAGGAGAAUUUAGAAAUCAUUUGAGAUCAUUAUUUAAAGGGUUUUUUUUUUCUUCUUACAAUGCUUAAAGCAGAAUUGAGAAAAAAAAAUUUUUUUUAAUAUGUUGCAAAAAUAAACACAUACUUAACUAAACACUGGGGGAGCAAUGUUUAGAAAAUCAAACCUCUGGAGAUGCAAUGUUUAGAAAAUCAAGUCUCUGGAAAUGCAAUAUUUAGAAAAUCAAACCUCUGGAGAUAUAAUGUUUAAAAAAUCAAACCUUCUGAGAUGGAAUGUUUAGAAAUGUAACACAGGCAGCAACUGUGUGACUAUUAAGGAGUGUGAUUAACAUUUUUUUUUGGUGUCAGACUAAAUCAGUUGUCAAUUAUUCAUAAAAAUUAUUGAUUUAUACAUCAAUAAAUGGUUCAAAGAUAUUUCAGUGAAGAAAAUUCUUUUAGAAUAAAUAUUUAAUGUGGUGCCAGUAAUCAGUAUUCUUAGUGGAGACAAGAAUUCACAGCCAUCUUCGGGUUAAUGGGAAAUGAGAUUGUUCUCAUAUUUGACCACAAAGGAGGGAGCUUAUUAUUAUUUUUAUUAAUUAAGUUAAAAAAAAAAAAAAAAGAA
Molecule: messenger RNA, 6294 nt
Organism: Biomphalaria glabrata
Lineage: Eukaryota; Metazoa; Mollusca; Gastropoda; Planorbidae
Product: solute carrier organic anion transporter family member 4A1-like
Exons: 16
Coding region: 921-4223 (1100 amino acids)
Biological process (GO): sodium-independent organic anion transport; transmembrane transport
Cellular component (GO): membrane
Molecular function (GO): protein binding
Source: RefSeq, a predicted model, not a curated record